This is a messenger RNA of Lemur catta (Ring-tailed lemur), 3346 nucleotides long. It is a transcript of the gene GOSR2, whose product is annotated as golgi SNAP receptor complex member 2. Gene Ontology annotation, cellular component: Golgi apparatus; endoplasmic reticulum membrane; SNARE complex. The record is from RefSeq and is a predicted model, not a curated record. NCBI's taxonomy places the organism in Eukaryota, Metazoa, Chordata, Mammalia, Primates, Lemuridae. Gene Ontology annotation, molecular function: SNARE binding; SNAP receptor activity. Bases 60 to 698 code for a protein of 212 amino acids. Gene Ontology annotation, biological process: vesicle fusion; intra-Golgi vesicle-mediated transport. The transcript has 6 exons.
GGGGGGCUGUGAGGACGUGUUUCGAGGAAGCCAGAGCCGGGACUGGCGCGGCCGGCGAAAUGGAGCCGCUGUACCAGCAAACGCACAAGCAGGUCCACGAGGUCCAGUCUCGCAUGGGAUGCCUGGAGACGGCAGACAAGCAGUCUCUGCCCUUAGUAGAAAACGAAAUCCAAGCAAGCAUAGACCAGAUAUUCAGUCAGCUAGAACGUCUGGAGAUUUUGUCCAGCAAGGAGCCCCCUAACAAAAGGCAGAAUGCGAAACUUCGUGUUGACCAGUUAAAGUAUGAUGUCCAGCACCUGCAGACUGCUCUGAGAAACUUCCAGCAUCGGCGCCAUGCAAGGGAGCAGCAGGAGAGACAGCGAGAGGAGCUUCUGUCUCGUACCUUCACCACUAAUGACUCUGAAACCACCAUACCAAUGGAUGAAUCCCUGCAGUUUAACUCCUCCCUCCAGAAAGUUCACCACGGCAUGGAUGACCUCAUUGGAGGCGGGCACAGUAUUCUGGAGGGACUGAGGGCCCAGAGACUGACUUUGAAGGGGACUCAGAAGAAGAUCCUUGACAUUGCCAACAUGCUGGGCUUGUCCAACACAGUGAUGCGGCUCAUUGAAAAGCGGGCUUUCCAGGACAAGUACUUUAUGAUUGGUGGGAUGCUGCUUACCUGUGUGGUCAUGUUCCUCGUGGUGCAGUACCUGACAUGAGCCAGCCAAGCCCAGCAGCUGAACAGCGUUCCCGCUGUGUGCAAGGGUGUGUGAGUGUGUGUACAUGGAAGAGAGGGGGGCUCAUAGGCCACCUUUUGAAAUGUGUGCCUGUCUUAACUGUGAAGACACUUGGGAGUGAUUGUGAUCUAGAUUCAAACAUGCUCUGUUUUCUGUGACAUCUUGGAGGGGGAAUUAGGGCCACCAAGAUGCGUGGUGCUUAGGAAAUGAAAGAAGUCCCUAUUCUCUCUCUCUCGCUCUCACCCUCACUGGGGAAGGGAAAGAAUGGCUUUGGUGGCUUUGUCCACAGAGCUGGUGUGUAUCCGGGGAAGGCUUCGACACUGAGCCUUGUAUGCAGGACUCUCCACACUUCCACACCUUGUCAUCAUCUGGCCUUUCUGGCUCCUAAUGGAUAGGCUGUAGCAAAAGCAUGAAGGAGAAGAAAGAGGCCUUCUUCUCCUGCAGCCAUUAUAGUAGAUUGAUUCAUAUGCUUUGCUCCUGGCCACCUCCCCUGCCACCCCAAAUGACAUGUAGAUGACUAACUGCUAAUACUCAUCACCCUUCCCUGGGAGCAGCUACCUAGGGGAAACGAGGCAUUGAAGCUAUUGCUGAUAACAAGUAAGAUUUUCCACAUUAUAUUUGUUGGGUGUUCCUCCUCUCUAAAGUGAGGCCAGUGUUAUUCCCUGGGAGGGUUCGGCCUUGAGACUGAAGACUCUAAUCACUGAUUUUUUUCUAGUCCUUCAUAGACUGGUUGGCUUUUAAGGUUCAAAGACUGCAGCUUGGUACCUGUGCCGGGCUUUGGUGGGCCUUUGCCCUUUAGAAAGUAGCUGUGAGCAAAGGUUAGUGAUUUGUCAAUUACAGUCUCAUCUCUGGUUUUAGCAUCUCUUAAUUCUUUGACUCUCUUCUCUUCCUUGAAAUAUAUUAGCACCUGCCAUCUAAGCCCCCAUUCUGCCAAGCCAGUAUAGGCAGAUACCACCCUGGAGACAUCCCUGUAUGUUUGUCCUUGUAACACUCUGUUUUCAGGGACCACAACCUUUUUCCUUCUCUGACCGGCCCUGGAUGAAGGCUGUACCAAUAUCCAGUAUAUUGUGAAAUUUAUUAUAAAGCCAGUCUGUCUUGAAGUCUAUCUGAUGUAAUUACAUGGUGAAAGUACCAGAAGGACCUGGUUAGUAUAUUUUCUCAUUUAUCACAUGCCUUGCCAGCCUUGCCAGCUGUGGGCAGAGUAGCCUUAUGGCAAGACAUAAAAUAACCCUCAGAAUUCCCCAGAGGAACUGGAAAUCAGUCAGUAUUAACCCCACCUUUGAUUGCCUUGCCCCACCUACUUCCUGUCUUUGUCUCUUGAACUAUCUUCUAAUUUCCCAUCUUUUCUGUAUGUGUUCCAUUUCACAUCUCUUAUUCCCCUCCCACCUGUUUCUAUAGCCAUAUUGGUCUCUUCAGACACAUCUGUGACAUAUCUCCCCUUUUGGUGAAUUUUUUUACUUGGCACAGAUAGUUAACAUGAGUUUCCUGGGUACUAACUUCACACUUUUGGUCAGAUAGGAUCUCCAUUGCUCCUACCCCUCUGGUCCAAACAGGGGCCCUAGAUUUCCAUGGAAGGAGGAAUCUGUGAUCCCUUCUGCAAAGGGUUGAGGGCCCUGCCAGAGUGAAAACAGUAGCCUGGAGGGUGCAGAGGGUUGCAGCACCUUCAAACCUAGAUCUAACUUUGGGGUGGCAUAGUUUGAAAUUUUCAUCGCAUCAGUACCCCUGAUCUCCCAAGGCCUACGCACAGGGCUCUUGGCAGUCCAUAAAAUAGAUUUUUGGACCACACAGACCUGGCUGUCCUGUCCUCUGGGUACCCAAGGAUCCUGCCAGACAGCACACUUUGGAGGAAGGUAUGCAAGGAGCAGCUGAGCCAUUUGGAUUUGAACUCUGUGAGGCAGAAACCAUACCUCCCAACCCCUCCCUGCAUUGGCUGAUACGACGUCUUUGCAAUGCAUACCUGCGCAUUUCCACACUUUAUAGCAAUCAUUGGCCUCGAUGAGUUUUCAUGCUGUACCUUGAGAGCCAGUUUCCCUUCUUUGGGAUAAAAAUCGUGAAGGUAGUUUGUGGGUGUCUACCACCUGGGGCUGCGGAACAGCAGCCAGGGUGUCUGGAGGCCCAGGGGCACCGAGCCCAUGUCGUCAUGGGACCACCUUCCUUCACACUUUCAGUGUCCUGUGAGAAACACACCUUGGUCUAACUGGGAACAACUGUCUCCACAGCCUCCAGUGUAGGGAAGGGUCCCAGGCCAGGGAAGGAGCACCCUCUAGUGGAGUCGGGGGUGAACUCUUGGGUUGAGCUGGUGCAAGAAACCCCAGUAGCCGGCCUCUGCCACCUUGUACAGGAGUUUGGUGUGCCUAUUGUGGUGUAAAACAGGUGGGUUGUCAGGAGGGACUUGGGAAUAUCUUUAUUACAUGGACAUUUACUCGAAGUAUGACCACAUUAAGAAGCCAAACUCAAAGACCAAGUAAGUAGAAGAGUCUUGAUUUUAUAGAAGACAUCACUGUUGGGUUUUGUCCUAUGUCAUUUGCCCUAGUGAAUUUAAGUGGGUUUGAUUUGCAAAUUUGGAUUUACACCCAUUGUUUUUAAAGCACAUCAGUCGAAUAAAGCUGAGAUUUAUUUUAUUUAGAAAA